GGUUCAGGAGUUGAUGGGGGGUGAGCAGAGGGAGACCGGACGAAUCCCUCGCACUGUGGAGUGUCACCUGACCUCCGACCUCUGUGACAGCUGCGUCCCUGGAGACACGGUUACCGUGACGGGGAUAGUCAGAGUGACCAACGAUGGUAGUUCGCGGGGGAAUAAGGAUCAGUGCAUGUUCCUCCUCUAUCUCGAAGCCACUUCCGUCAGCAACACUAAAGGUCAGCAGUCCAAGUCGGGUCAGGGCUCACAUGAAGAUCAGUCAGGAGGGGAGGAGUUCAGUCUGAAGGAGCUGUACGCCAUCCAGGAGAUCCAGUCACAGCCGGACCUGCUGAGACUUAUAGUCCAGUCUUUGUGUCCUGCCAUCUACGGCCACCUGCUGGUGAAAGCGGCUCUGGCGUUGGCGUUAUUCGGAGGCCGACAGAAACACACGGACAAGAACAGCGUCCCCGUCAGAGGAGACUCACACAUCCUGAUGGUGGGAGACCCCGGACUGGGAAAGAGUCAGAUGUUACAGGCUGUGUGCAACGUGGCUCCCAGAGGAAUCUAUGUGUGCGGCAACAGCACGAGCACCACAGGACUAACGGUGACUUUGUCCCGAGACGCAGGAACAGGAGAUUUUGCUCUUGAGGCCGGUGCGUUGGUGCUGGCUGAUCAAGGUCUGUGCUGCAUCGAUGAGUUUGAUAAGUUGGGUCACCAGCAGCAGGCUCUGCUGGAAGCCAUGGAGCAGCAGUCGGUGAGUCUGGCGAAGGCCGGAAUAGUUUCCUCUCUGCCCGCCAGGACGUCCGUCAUCGCUGCGGCCAACCCCAUCGGAGGACAUUACAACAGAGGCAAGACCGUCUCUGAGAACCUGAAGAUGGGCUCCGCGCUUCUCUCUCGAUUUGACAUCGUCUUCCUCCUCCUGGACAUCCCAGACGAGUCACACGACCGCCACCUGUCAGAGCACGUGAUGGCGAACAGGGCGGGAAAAGGCAGAACCAGCAGCGCCACAGUGACCAGGGCCAGCAGUGAUUUAGAGACCUCCAUCCUGCUAGAACACUCUGACAUGCCGCUUUCUGAACGCUUGCAGGUCCCUCCAGGGGAAACCGUGGACCUGAUCCCAGUGUCUCUGCUGAGGAAGUAUAUCAGCUACGCUCGGCAGUAUGUCCACCCCUCGCUGUCUCCUGAAGCAGCACGGACGCUGCAGGUCUUCUACCUGUCGCUGCGAUCUCAGGCGCACUCGGCUGACUCCACGCCCAUCACCACACGGCAGCUCGAGUCUCUAAUCAGACUAACUGAGGCGAGAGCCAGACUGGAGCUCAGAGAGACGGCGACCGGAGGAGAUGCUGAGGAUGUGGUGGAGAUCAUGAAACACAGUCUGGCUGAUACAUACUCGGAUGGUUUGGGAAAUCUGGACUUUGAGCGCUCUCAGCUCGGAUCGGGCAUGAGUCAGCGCAGCGCUGCGAAACGACUGGUCAACGCGCUGCACUCGCACGCUCAGAGGACCAAUCAGACACAGUUUGACCUGCAGACGCUUCGAUCUGUGGCCGACAGAAUGAACAUCAAGGUGAUGGAUUUCGAAGGUCUGGUGAGUUCGCUGAAUGAACAGGGUUUCCUGCUGAAGAAAGGAGCCAAGCUGUACCAGCUGCAGACCGUCUGAUCAGAAAACACACCUGCUCCUCGCCGCAGACGUGGCUCCGAGGUUAGUAAUCGGGACGACUGAACAGGGUCACUUUCAACACCAGAGAGAAAACAUUUGAUGUUUCACCAAACCACAGACCAGCAGGCGACUGUUACCUUUUGAAGAGACUGUGAAAACCACGACAGAGACUGGACAGACCACCAGACUACUGAAACCACAGAGAGAGCGUCCAUCUGCAGCCGCAGUUUCCUGUUUGAGCACAAACUUCCUGCUAAAUAGAGGAACUGACCUGAGUACAGACACAUGUCAAAGUCUGCAUUUAUCUGCACAAAAAAGCUUCAAACUAAACGUGGUGUUAUUUAUGUUGAUUGUGAUUUGGCUCAGUUAAAUGGGACUUCAGACAUUACAAAAGACUGUCACUGAUACCAUCAAGAAACUUUUCAAAACUUGAAAAUCCUAAUAGUCAAGUACACUUUGCUUUAAAAAAAUAUACGUUUCACAGCACAUGGGGCCUGUUUCAAACAGCAGUUGUAUUAUAAUUUUUUGUUUUCUAAUAUUUCAAAGGUCGUUCGGUCUUUGACAGUGUGCUGAACGUCACAGAGAGGCGGUGACAUAUAUUAUAGGAAUAUUUAAGUUGUUGAGUGUUGUUUCAGGUUUUUUUUCAUGCAUGUUACUUUGAUCUAGAAAUACAUUUGACUACAGUUAAAAACUAGGAUCAACAACAGUUUUCUUGUGCAGCACAAAGACACCUUCCACAAGCAUUUAAACCUUUGA
Molecule: messenger RNA, 2395 nt
Organism: Plectropomus leopardus (leopard coralgrouper)
Lineage: Eukaryota; Metazoa; Chordata; Actinopteri; Perciformes; Serranidae
Source: RefSeq, a predicted model, not a curated record